CUACCAUCUUCGUCGUCUCGUUCAAACCGUCAAGCCCUCGUUUUGAAUGCCACAAGAUUUGAACUUCGACCGAUGUCAUACCUUCGCACGCAAUUUCUUUUCCGCCCCACCGUGCCCUUGACGCCGAUUGCUUGUAUGAUAUCGAAUGUGCAUCCGUUGCCUUUCCUCUUCUUGCAUCAAGGCGAAAAUAUGGCUCGUAUACCUAUCAAGACACGAAUGAAAUAUUUUCCGUCCUAUGGCGGAUAUAUGCAUAUCGAGAGCACACUCUGUCAUCCGCAAACUAGCCGACAACCUUGCAUGUUACCAAAAGAAAUCCGCUUAUCAUCAACACGCCUCACCAUCAUAAGAACAAGGAGGGGUAUCUCUUUUGUAACAAAGUGCUUUGGGAGCGGGACCUCCCGCGUAUCGCUUAUUCCUCUGGCCUGGUCUCCCGGUCUGGCGCUUCUGUUCUUUCUCGGAGGAUGAUUCGCCUGGGGUUGACCAGAGAAAUAUCUGCAUCAGAGUAGCUGCUGUCUCUCAAGUGAAAUGGACGCGCCGGCAUUUGAGGCGCCCCAGUUGGUCACUUUUUUUGUCUCUAAGUCCGAUCUCCUUCGUGUUUAAUUUGCAUGAAACUUCGGCAUGUAUUUUUAUCAAUCCAAUUCCGAUGUAGCCCAUGGCCGUCUGCAAGCCCGCCUAUACUAUAAAAAUUACGCAGCCAGCAUAAUCCUUGUAAAUCUGUUUGUGAUUUUCUGCAAAACCUAGAGGGUCGCGACAAAGGAAAAGAACUGCCCCUUUCCAUUCGAGGAAAUUCCAAACAUUCCUUUACAAGUUUCUCUUGGAAAGCAAUCAUUCAUCUGCGCUUAGCACCAUGACGGUUAUAUAUUUAAGCCAUAUGGCCUUAACAGUCCGUUGUGUGUGUGCCCCCCAUCAAUGGCUCGCUCUACGCCUGCAAAGCAACAAUCAGGCGCCAGUGUGUCUAGUGCGAUAUGCGACCUGUGCGGUGCUUCGAUAAAACGAACCUCGGACCUGCCGCGACAUAUGCUAUUGCAUGCAGAGAACAAAGAGAAAUUGUCAGCUCUGAACCCCAUUCUCAGCCUGGACUUCUAAUGGCCAUCUGUUUUUAGCAUGUUUGUGUGUCCGGUCGAGGGAUGCAACCACCAGACUCUGCAAAAGUCUAAUCUUGCCACACAUAUCCGAACACAUACACGAUCGAAGCCAUUCAAAUGCCCCGAGUUCGUCAGCGGGCCAACCGGUCCCAAAUGCGAUUUCGCCACCGCAGAUCCAUCUUCCUUGCACCGCCAUCGAAAGCGAAAGCACGGAUACAAGUCGCAGCCAUCCGGGCUUCAUUCCCCUCCGACACCGAGCACCAGCACCCGCGAGCAGUCAGUCGAGUCGGAUGGGAUGUCGGUGGAGUCGGAAGAGUCGUUCGGUCUGCGUCCUGUUGCAUCGGAGGACAACCCACCCCUCGAAGUUGAAGACGGGACCGAAUAUACACGCGCUCGGUCUAGAUCUGCCGACGAUGAUCCUCCGCGAACCCCGUCUAUUAUACCCCUAGAUUCUGUAGAGAGCACGACAUCAACGUCUAGCCAUGAUCCCUACUUGCCGUGCCGCCAGCCUCGUGGUUGUCAGUGCUCAACAUAUCACCGUUCUCUCGGCGGCAUGGCCACUCAUCGUCGCUGCGACCCCAAAAUCUGCUUCCGUGAUCGCGAUCUGUCAAAACGAAACCGGGGAGCGGUGUUGUUCCGGGGGGUCGUCGACUACUGAUACACGCACGGGGCCCACACUUAUUAUACAGCCAUGACCAUUGAAACAAAAGUAAGAGUGCGAUGUCGAUAGAAGGUGGUCAGAUACGCGUUGUCGGCUUUCCGGCUCUGCUCGGUGACAACCCUCUCCAAGGAGCUAACGAAAUUGUCUAUGCCCCCCAUGUAGCCUGUGAUAUGGCCGCCCGCACAGAGGGCGGCGAGGACCUGCAUCACCCACGUCCUACAUGUGAUUCCGUUCCGUCGAUUCUCGUGGACGGUCGCGAAGCUGCUCGCGAAAGUCGACGAGCAGAUGUCGUAAAAGACGUGCGCGGGAGGCGUCGCGUAGCCGACAAUCUUGUAGUACCCGAGGACGACGCGGCCAGUCAAAGAUUUGGGCUGUAUCCGCUGGAAUCCAUAUCCUUCGGCGCACCCAGGCUUAGUGUCUGGUUGCUCGUGCCAAUGAUGGCGGAUGGCCGUGCAGUCGGCAUCGGUCGCGAUCAGGGCCCAGUGAAACUUGCUCUCGGUGAGUUGGGUUGUGCUGAUGUAGAGUGAGCUGGGCUCGAGGAGGACAGAACGCGACAUCGGGAGCAUGUCCUUGAGUUAUGGUGUCAAUGGGCGUCAGGGAUAGGACGGGGAGUGGUGUGGUCGGCGUUGAAGGGUCUCCCUAAUGGAGUGGGAUGGGGGAUGGCAUAAGACUACCGAAAAGGUGUGGAUGUCUGCAGCAGAGCGGGCUCCAAAGUUUAAAUCUGACGGCGCGAUUUGCCGGACGGCUUCAAACAAUAAGCCCCCUUGUAUCCGAAGGAUCAAGAACUUGAAGAAGCAAGGCUGCUUGGUGCUGCUUGCUCACGACCGUGAGGUGAUCAAUGAUCUCUCGAGGAGCAAGUCCUUACGCUCCAAGCUCCCAGUUCAACUAACACAUUCUCCGGGAGAAUGGCAACCAGACAGGACAUUGCAGGACUCAACCAGAGGCAAGGGCUCUUCGAGCACCCUUAGUGCCUCUCUGUUGACCGAAGAUGCUGUCAGACUAUUCGAUGUUCUCAAGAAGAAAUUCGCUGAUACGCAAUACUAUGUCGCUGCGACGAAGAAAUUCGGGUCCUGGCUCAACUGCGACAAGGCUUAUUACUUUGAGGCGCGGCCGGAAAUAGUCAAUAUCCUAUUGAUUACGCAACGAACCCUGGGAGAAAUCAAGAAAAGCUCGCCGGCAGAAUUUCCAAAAUAUGCACAGGCGUACACCAGUCUCAUCACAAUUCUUGCUCAGUUCACGUCUCUGUUCGUCGAACCCGAACUCCAGCAAACCGUUCAGACCUUGGUGCGGAACGCCAAGCGCCUCGAGCUGAGCCUUUCGCAAGAGGCUCCCACUCCACAGCAGUCGUCACAUGACGUGAGCCCGAAUACCGCUCAGAUGCAGCAAGUCCGGUCCAACUCGUCUUCGCUAGCGUCCGCGCUCACAUCGGCCAUCCCCACUGUGGCUGGUUCUAGUACCGCGAUGCCAUCCGAGCCGUCUUCUCUGUCCGCCUCUGUCUCUAUUCCAACGGCCACCGCCUCCGAUGUGGGUCCAAGCACACCAGCAUCGACCGUCGCGCCGUCCCCGACCACUCCUUCAGCACAGGCUGGGCCGUCCAAGUCGGCCGUCAAGACCGAGCCCAGGAGGAAGAAGAAGAAGCCCGAUCUCUCUCGAUUCGUGCAGGGUGAAGUCGAAAAACGGAAGCAGGAGAUGGAGAUCAGCAAGGCCAAAGAGAAAGCUGAGUUGGGCGAGGGCACGCUUGCAGCCCCGAUCCAAGUGGCUGACGAAGAAGACUCGGCGCCUAUGCCCAUCAAGGUGGAGCAGCCUGCAGUAGAGUCUCUCGCUCCUGUCGAAGAUAAAACCUUGAUUGCACCUGCAACUCUCACCGCGCCAACCGUCCUGGAGCUGGCUUCCCAGGCCCAGAUCUCAAGGAGCUCCAAUCUGCAAGUUGAUCUGCCUCCGGCGCCCGCAGAGCCCUAUGUUGGAAUCGAACAGGCGCCCGGUGUGGCUGAAGCGCCUUCUGUUCAACCUCAAGCGCCGUCUGUUGAAACUGAAGCGCCGUCUGUUGGAGAUGAAGCGCCGUCUAUCGCAGUUGUUCAAGCGCCUGCUGUGGUGGUUCAAAAACCAUCUUCCGCGGCUGGACAACUCUUCGUAGCUGCAGACCCUCGCAUCUUGUCUCCUGCGAUAGAACCUGCUCUGACUUUGACGCUUGACCAGCCACUGGCUAUGACCUCUCCAGCAGAUGAGAUGGUACCCGAGGCACCUGGUCACAUCGCAGACCCUCUCCGGAAAGCGGUGGACCCAGUCUCAGACUCCAACCCUGGCCUUCGCAUGGACUACGACAACGAUGUCGACAUGGAAAUCGACUUGCACGACGCUGAAAUGACAGGACCUACUGAACCGCCGAUUGAACCUCCGCUCUCUGCGCGGGCUGUGAGCGAGUCGGAAGCGAUUGCGGCAGAAGCAGCACACCUGCGCAAGUUGCUGGGCGACUCUCUGGAUGACAUACCCUCUGCUGUGCAAAGCAUCGUGCAUUCUCUAAUUAAUGGGGCCAACGAGCGUCUUGCGAAUCCAGACAGAAACCCACCACUCCCUGAGGCGAGCGCGACAUUGGAUGCCCAGUUUUCGAAAAAGACGGGGAUCCACCAAGGAUUUGUGUUGGCUCGACAUCACCCUUCGUCGAAGGGCCAGAUCAAGAUCGAAGUGCCGAUCAACUCGAUGCAAGCAGUGUCGUUGAACAAGUGGAACCGGCGAUCCACGAACCCGGGUGAAGUCGACGAGGCACUCUGCAUCAGCCUGCUCUGUUUCCUCGCGUCUGAGGUCAACUCCAAGCUGGAACAAGCGCAGUCGACCGAUAUGAUGCGGAUCCUUCCCGAGCUGGAGUGUUCUUGGCCGGAUAAUGGGGAAAUGGAUUUGGAUGCCGUAUGGGAAGGCCAAGUCACGACUUUUCCGCUGUCUCCGCCAUUUGCUUUGCCCCCGGACGGACUGUUUGACGUGUCGCCUUUUCUUUCAGAGGGCGCGAACACGCUGAUCAUCCGGUUCCGCGAUGUCUCCAAGUAUUCGGUCGUCUUGUGCGCUCAUCGGCCGACCGAAGCGCAGCGAUCCGUAGUCGCGAAACAGCAGGACUGGAAGAAAUGGCUGCACGGCAUCUCUGGGCCAGUGGAGCUUCCGUUCAGAGUUCCGAUCAACAUUCCCUGAGUCCAUUAUUCACUAGGGGACAGU
Molecule: messenger RNA, 4947 nt
Organism: Mycena citricolor
Lineage: Eukaryota; Fungi; Basidiomycota; Agaricomycetes; Agaricales; Mycenaceae
Source: the annotation of a GenBank genome assembly